This is a messenger RNA of Mesorhabditis spiculigera, 210 nucleotides long. Lineage: Eukaryota; Metazoa; Nematoda; Chromadorea; Rhabditida; Rhabditidae. The record is from the annotation of a GenBank genome assembly.
AUGGACGCCGUCGCUAACACUACCCUCGUCAUCAAGGACGUCAAGAAGUCGAAGAGCGGCAAGAGCAAGAAGGCCCCAAAGAUGCUCGCCGGCGGCCAGGACUUUGCCGACAUCGACUACAUGCCCGACUGCUUCACGCUGCUCAGCGACUGGGAGGCGUCUUCUUCAUCCGACUACUCGUUUGGCAGCGAUGUCGAGGCCGAUGACCUG